CCUUGCCAAAGCGUUCAUCUCAUUCUCAUCUCAUUCAGCGGUACCUACACCAGCAGUUUGAACAGAACUGGGUCAUGGUAGAUUGAAUCCAUCGAGUGUCACGUCACCUGAAUGACACCAGCUUCUUGAAACCGAGACUCGGCGAAACUGCAAGGUUACGAGGAGUGUGAGAGAGCAAGCCGGUGAUCCUCUCAUUAAGGUAGGCCAAAGGCCACGGGGGCAUCUGCUUGGUUUUUUAUUUUCAUCCCUUCUCUUGAAAACAGAAGGGAGCAAAAGAAAGAUGGCCACCGAGCCAAUGGAUGUCGAUGCACCGACUGGCCUUAAACGCAAAGCCGAUGGUGAACCCGCCGAGUCUCGUGCGCCUCGUAGGAUCAGGGCCUUGGAUCCGGAUGUUGUAAACAGAAUUGCGGCUGGAGAGAUUAUAGUUGCCCCCGUUCACGCCCUGAAAGAGCUGAUGGAGAAUGCCGUGGAUGCAGGCUCGACUUCAGUUGAGGUCCUUGUCAAGGAAGGGGGCCUCAAACUCCUACAAAUCACCGACAACGGCUGUGGCAUCCGUAAAGAGGAUCUUGCUAUACUGUGUGAACGCCACACAACAUCCAAAAUCACAUCGUUCGAGGACUUGACGUCCAUCUCGACCUACGGCUUCCGUGGCGAGGCCCUUGCAAGCAUCAGCCAUAUUGCUCAUCUUUCUGUCACCACCAAGACAGCCGACUCGGAUGUGGCAUGGCGGGCUCACUUCCUGGACGGCAAACUCGUGCCGGCAAAACCGGGACAGUCACCGGCCCCAAAGGCCACCGCCGGCAGGAAUGGUACCCAAAUCUGCGUCGAAGACCUCUUCUUUAACGUCCCUACGCGAAGGCGUGCGUUUCGGUACCCUUCGGAUGAAUACAACAAAAUCAUCGACAUGGUCGGCCGCUAUGCCGUCCAUUGCGAGGGCGUCGCCUUCUCCUGCAAGAAACACGGGGAUCCGGGUACGGGCCUCUCCAUCCAGGCCAGCGCCAAGACUGUGGACCGCAUCCGCCAAAUCCACGGCGCCAACGUGACGAAUGAGUUGCUGGAGUUUUCGACUUCCGAGGAUCGCUGGGGGUUCCAGGCUGACGGCUUCGCGACCAAUGCCAACUACCACGUCAAGAAAACUACGCUUCUGCUAUUUAUUAAUCACCGCUGCGUCGAAUCGACCCAUAUCAAGAAGGCCAUUGAGCAGGUUUACGCUGCUGUCCUCCCCAAGAACGGACGCCCUUUCGUCUACCUCAACCUGAACAUUGACCCAGCCAGAGUCGACGUCAAUGUCCAUCCCACGAAACGGGAAGUGCAUUUUCUCAACGAGGACGAGAUCAUUCAAUCCAUCUGUGAGCACAUUCGCUCCAAGCUGGCCGAGGUUGAUACGAGCCGAACGUUCUUAACGCAGAUGGUAUUACCUGGAAUGCAAUGGGAAGAUAAAGACGGUGCAGGUGCAGGUACUGGUGCAGAUGAGGCCGAGAGAAGUCCGGCACCGGAUGCGUCGGCUAAGAAGCGACCCCGAAGGAAUUCCAAUAACCUCGUUCGAACCGAUACGUCCCUUCGUAAGAUCACGAGCAUGUUCCCGACAGCAGCAGCAUCAGCAUCAGCAGCACCAGCAGCACCAGCAGGCGAGGGCAGCGAUAGAACCCCUGCUCCGGAGCUGGACGAGGAUGUGCUCGCCAUGCCCGAGGACGUCCAAUACGAGACUGUGGAUCGGGAGCCGACUCCGUGCCGGCUGACAAGUAUCAAGGAGCUCCGGGCCGAAGUACGAGAGGACAUCCACCACGACCUGACGGAGGCGUUUGCGGGGCACACGUUCGUCGGCGUCGUGGACGAGCAGCGGAGGUUGGCCGCCAUCCAGGGUGGUGUGAAGCUUUACUUGGUAGAUUACGGGUUCGCUUGUUUCGAAUACUGCUACCAGGUCGGGCUGACGGACUUUGGAAACUUUGGUGCCAUUCGAUUCAACCCGACCUUGGACCUCAGGGAGCUGCUGCGCAUAGCAGCAACACGUGAAAAGGAGGUGAUCGAAUCGCCCGGGGAGGAUUUUGAGGUGGAUGUACUUGUUGAACGGGUGGCGAGCCAGCUGGUUGAGCGUCGCGAGAUGUUGCUCGAGUAUUUCUCGCUUGAGAUCACACCGACAGGCGAUCUCGUGAGCAUCCCGCUUCUGAUCAAGGGAUACACGCCGCCUGUGGUCAAACUUCCCAAGUUUCUUUUACGGCUUGGUCCGUACGUCGACUGGAUGGAUGAAAAGGCAUGCUUUGAAACCUUCCUGAGGGAGCUGGCUUCUUUUUACGUCCCGGAGACACUACCCCCAAGUAUCCCUUCUGGCGGCGAGGCGGAGGAGGGGAGUGCAGAGGCAAAAGAAGGGGAAUGGGAAGGGGAAGGGGAAGGGGAAGACUUGAGCCGAGACGGGCCCAUGUACCAGGAACUGUCCAGGCGGCGCAAGAACGUCCGCUGGGCUAUCGAGCACAUCUUCUUUCCGGCGUUUAAAUCCAGACUGUUGGCCACGAAGGCACUCAUGAAGGGAGGCAUCUUGGAGGUGGCGGAUUUGAAAGGAUUAUAUCGGGUAUUUGAACGGUGUUGAGAUGGCGUUGACAUUGGCGACGCUUACUAUACCUACUUAGCUUAGCUGGGUAGGGUGAAUACCAAGAGUUCGACAAACAAUAUUAACU
Molecule: messenger RNA, 2672 nt
Organism: Sodiomyces alkalinus F11
Lineage: Eukaryota; Fungi; Ascomycota; Sordariomycetes; Glomerellales; Plectosphaerellaceae
Product: DNA mismatch repair protein hexB
Exons: 3
Coding region: 281-2584 (767 amino acids)
Biological process (GO): mismatch repair
Cellular component (GO): MutLalpha complex
Molecular function (GO): ATP binding; ATP-dependent DNA damage sensor activity; mismatched DNA binding
Source: RefSeq, a predicted model, not a curated record